GCCGCCGCCGCAGCCGGCGCCGCCAGCGCCCCCGCCUGCGUCCCGGACCAGGUCCGCCGAUCAGCGCGACCGCAGCCGCACGCCCCAGCCGCCGACCCGGCCAGGCGGCGGGGCCGAGGAAGUGAGAGGCAUGGCGGCCGUGCUCGAGGAUCACCAGUCGAAGCAAGACGGCUGGAACCGCCAGGAGUGGGGCGGCGACCGCCAAGAGUGGGGCGGCGGCCGCCGUUGGUCCGGCUCCGGAGAGCAGCGCGCGGGCGGCGGGCGCUUCGAGGGCGGCGGUGGGCUCGGCUGGCGGGCGCGUCAGCCGGCGGCGGGCGACAGGUGGGGCAGUGGCUUCCCGCGCGACCGCAGCGCCUCCCCGAGCGCCGCGGCCUCCUCCGCGUCGGGCGCGGGCCGGAGCCGCGACGGGCGGUGGGGCGGCGGGGGGGACCGCGGCCGCCAAGACUGGGGCCGCGGGGGCCAGCAGCAGCGCUCCAGCUUCCAGCGCGGCUGGGGCCACCAGAGCCAGAGGUGCACACCCUUCGUCAGCGCCAAGAAGUGGCUGAAGAGGGAGAAGGCCCCCAGCGAGUUCUUCUGCAACGUGUGCAACAAGGACCUCAAGCGGCGCGAGCGGUACGAGGAGCACAUAAAGGAGGACCACAUCCCCUGCACGGAGCCAGGGUGCACCUUUUCUGGCCCCGAGCACUCCAUGGCUGCUCACAGGCUGUCGCAUUCCAAGGCGGCGGACGGCAAAAGCGUCCUGGAGUCGCCAGAGGAGAUCAAGGCGUGGAUUGCGGGGCGCCGCGCGAAUUUCCCGAGCAAGGCCAACGCCGAGAAGAAGGCCCUGCAGGAGGAGCGGCGGAUGAUGUCUGGCGCUCUGAUGGACGAGGACGCCAGGCCCAAGCCGGGUAUGAUCGAGAAGCUCCUCCGCAAGCAGUCCAUGGACAGCGGCGGCGACUACGGCAAGGGUUGGGACAAGGGCUGGUCCAAGGGCAAGAAGGGCAAGGGUAAGGGCAAGUUCAUGGACAAGGGCAAGGGCAAAGACAAAGGCAAAAAGGGGAAGAAGGGCAAGGGCAAGGGCAAGGACAAGGGCUACAGUUACCGGCCCGCAGUGUUCGAGGGGGACAGCUGGGGAAGCGCACUUGCAGGUCUUCCUCCACCUGCGGAACACGCCUUGGUCUCCGUACCGAUGCCGUCCAUGCUGGCCAACUGCGUCCCGCUCGAGGCGCCCUUCGGGCACGUGGCCCCACCUCCGGCGCUGGCGCCGACGCGGCGAGCGGGCUCGAAGGGUGUUUGCAAGUACUUCGAGAAGGGCUUCUGCUUCCACGGCGACAGGUGCCAGUACGAUCACGGCCCUGGGCUGCCUGCGCUGCCCAUGCUGAUGGACGCGGGAGCCUCGACCGCUGCCGCGGCGGCAGAGCAGGCCGCGAGGGUCCCCUGGUGGGCCCUGGCGUCGACGCUGGCCAACCGCGCCUGCCGGCCUGGCGAGGGCCCCGCCGGCACGGUGGGCAGCGCGCAGGCGGGCGCGCAGGGCGUACGGGCCACCCGCGUGCCCGGCUGCCACCCGCCGGGGUCGCGCCAGCGGCGCGACGGCCUGCUGAGGCGGCUGCUGAAGGCGGACGUGGACGGUCGGGGCAGCCAGACAUGCAUGGGCACGGGCACAGCGGAGAGUCGCAUGUUCCUGGAGGCACGCUUUUUCCUGCCCCAGGGCCUGCCGCAGAUGCACGGGCACGCGCGCCCUGCCGCGAGCUGGCCGCGCGCCUCGGGUCCCGCCACGGUCGCGCCCCCGUGCCCGCUCGUGGGCACCUAUCGUGGGCGCCCCGUCUGCUGGGGUGGGCUUCCCGAGGUCGCCUCCGGCGCCGCCGCUGUGCUGCAGGAGUUGGGCGUGGAGCCCAUGGAAGCGGUGCAGGUCGCCUCCGGCGCCGCCGCUGUGCUGCAGGAGUUGGGCGUGGAGCCCAUGGAGGUGGAUGAGGACCUCGACGACGCGGACAUCGCGGAGUUGGCGGACGUGCUCGUGUAA
Molecule: messenger RNA, 1999 nt
Organism: Prorocentrum cordatum
Lineage: Eukaryota; Dinophyceae; Prorocentrales; Prorocentraceae
Source: the annotation of a GenBank genome assembly